CGCAGUCUCUGGUCAUCUCCUGUACUGUGUCCGCAGUCUCUGGUCAUCUCCUGUACUGUGUCCGCAGUCUCUGGCCAUCUCCUGUACUGUGUCCGCAGUCUCUGGUCAUCUCCUGUACUGUGUCCGCAGUCUCUGGUCAUCUCCUGUACUGUGUCCGCAGUCUCUGGUCAUCUCCUGUACUGUGUCCGCAGUUUCUGGUCAUCUCCUGUACUGUGUCUGCAGUCUUUGGUCAUCCCCUGUACUAUGUCUGCAGUCUCUAGUCAUCUCCUGUACUGUGUCCGCAGUCUCUGUUUUUUUUUUUUUUUUAACUAUAGU
This is a messenger RNA of Staurois parvus, 315 nucleotides long. The record is from the annotation of a GenBank genome assembly. Lineage: Eukaryota; Metazoa; Chordata; Amphibia; Anura; Ranidae.